AUGCCUGUACUCAAGUUCUCACACCGCGCUGAGCCUAUCAACGCCGAACAGCGCAUGAUCGGCCCCAUUCCUUUGCCAUGGUUCAUUCCCAUGUGUGUCUUUGCGCCGUUCUUCCUCUCGUUCAUAUGCUGGGUAUUCUAUCAACAAACGGUGACGCGGUACAAGAACAAGAAGCUAUUGGCAGCGCAACAAGAGCAACAGCGCUUAGCUGCUAAAGAGGUGGAGACGCAGAUGCAGCAGUUCAUUGGGUCGAGCCUAUUGUGA
Molecule: messenger RNA, 264 nt
Organism: Alternaria infectoria
Lineage: Eukaryota; Fungi; Ascomycota; Dothideomycetes; Pleosporales; Pleosporaceae
Exons: 2
Coding region: 1-264 (87 amino acids)
Source: RefSeq, a predicted model, not a curated record